Hemicordylus capensis (graceful crag lizard) is the source of this 2409-nucleotide messenger RNA. RefSeq names its product phospholipase A2 inhibitor and Ly6/PLAUR domain-containing protein-like. NCBI's taxonomy places the organism in Eukaryota, Metazoa, Chordata, Lepidosauria, Squamata, Cordylidae. Gene Ontology annotation, cellular component: extracellular region. The coding region runs from base 70 to 636 and encodes 188 amino acids. The record is from RefSeq and is a predicted model, not a curated record. The transcript has 5 exons. Gene Ontology annotation, molecular function: phospholipase inhibitor activity.
AAUGACCAUUCAGGGAUUGCUCUGCAGUGUGAAGUUUGCACAGACCUAGGCGAAAACUGUACUGGUGAAAUGGAGACUUGCCCUCCUGAAGAUGACUUUUGUGGUAUCACUAUGUUUGAAAGUAAACUGGAAGAAUUAACAGUUCAUGGCAUUGCUAAGAACUGUCUUCCAGCCAGUGUCUGUGAAUCUGGUUCUGCUGAUAUUAACUUGGGUAAAAAAGGAAGAUCAAGGACAAGCGUUUUCUGCUGUAAAGAUGAUGCCUGCAAUAGAGUCUCUUCUGCCAAAUUGCCACUAUUAAAUACAAAACUCAAUGGCCUGCGAUGUCCAGCCUGCUAUGCUUCGCUUUCUGAAUCAUGCAGUGAUGACACCGUUGAUUGUGUUGGACCUGAAACUCAAUGCAUUGAUUUGGCUGGAUACAUAUAUUUUGGUGAAGCAUCUGAGAAGAUUGCCAUGAAGGGCUGUGCUACCCAGUCUGUCUGCACUGCUAGCGUGGGAGGUGCUGCGACAUUUACGGGAGCCAGUUCAGCAAUAACAAAGCUUGAAUGCAAAGCAGCUACCAGCAUGGCCAACAAAUCUCCUGGAUCAAAUGGACUCUUCCUUUCAGUCAUUGUUUGGCUCCUGCUAGCUAAGCUCUGAUCCUAGGCUUGUCUAAAGUUUGACUCUCUCUUGGCAUAACUGGACAAAUGGAAUGACCGAUUCAGACAUGUUGUGCAUGCAUUCAAGUAUCUGUACUCAUGCACAUGUUUUUGUGUGAAUGAUUGUACAUGUGUUCGCUUCAAAAGUGAGCCUGGGUGAAGGUCCCUCAAAUGCAUAGUAUAGAUAUGAGGUAUACUGCUGCACAUGCAUUGAACAUAACAGAUAAUAACUGUACAUGUGUUCAGUUCCAUACAUGUGUAUACUGUACACAGACUGAAUGUGCAUUGAACAUAACAUCUGAAGGGGGCUAUGCUGUAGUUAUUUUUGUGCACUGGGAGAGAAACAUGAUCAGUAUGGCUGGGGCAGGACUUAUGCAUGAAUUAAGAAAAUAUUUUGGUUAAGCACCCAUUUUAUUUAUAGUGUGGGCAAAACUACAAUGAUCGCAGUAUGAGAUAUCAUGGUCAUAACAACUGAUAAUGUAUUGCCACUAAUGGCCUCAGUAAAAGAAUCCACUGACCGUUUUUGUAAAGUUGUGCGGAGUUGCAUGAUACAUUAAUUAUCUUUUUGUGUGUGUGUAUCCUUUGUAUCUGUAUGCCUAUUUACUGGGAAAGAGAGGUGCCAGAAGACAAGGCUGCCUACCCCUGCUAACUUGGCAAAGAGGCACCUUUUAAAGUGGUGAUUCUCUUUAUUUAGCAGGGGGAGAGUAACUGGCCCUAUCCACCCCCAGUACAGUACCUCCAGUGACUGUUGCUGGUGCCUAUCUGAUGUUUCUUUUUAGUCUGUGAGACCUUUGGGGACAGAGACCCAUCUGAUUUAUGUAUUAUUUCUCUGUAUAAAUCACCCUGAGCCAUUUUUGGAAGGGCGGUAUAGAAAUUGAACGAAUGAAUGAAUGAAUGAAUGAAUAAUAAAAUUCACAUUUUAUGACAUGGAUGUCUCAUGAUCUGAGAUAGGCAGAGACUGGUUGUGUAUACUCAGUGCUGGUGAUAAUUUUAAAUUUUAAAUGCCAGAGCUCUGACCUGAAAAGCAGGUGCAGCUAACUAUGUGUAGAGUGCCUUCACCUUCAUGAUGAGGGCCAAUUCAUACUACCCUUUCAAUCUGUGGCAACCAGCUCUGGAUGUUGGUCAGAAUGUGUUGCCACCGGCUGACCUGGUCAUGUGCACCAAACACUGAAGCCAAAGUGUUGCUUCCCUUAUAUCAGCCUUCGUCUGCUUCUUUUUAAAGAGAAAUAUGUCCCAUAUGCAGGGGCGUAGCAAGGUUGAAGUGGGCUCAGAGACAAGAUUUUAAAAUGCCCCCCCCUCACUGAAGCUCAGCUCAUGAAGUAAAGAAAUCUUAAAUGAGGAUGAAUAGUGCAAACAAAAAGCAUUGUAAAUGGUGGACGAUGCAAGUCAUUUAAUGGCACUAGAGAAAGACAUGCUGUUCUGGUAGCUCCAGGUCUUAACACUCACAUCAAUUUCAGAGGAUGAUACAACUGAAGGAAGCCCGGGCGGGUGUGUGGCUGGGGGAGUCAGUCAAGUGACCUCCCAAGGCAGUGGGCCCUCAGACAACUGUCUCCCCUUGCCCUAUUAUAGUUAUGCCCCUGCCCAUAUGAUUGACAUAAAACUAGCGUUAGAAACUGAUAAAAGGUUUUAUUGAAUAAGAAUUGGGCUUUGACUUUUUAAAAAAGCUGAUUUAUUAAAUAUAAUAAAACCAAUUAUAGAAGCAAAAGACGGGAUAGUUUUGUAUUUCUUUAAGCUUUGGAAGGUUCUAUUCCUUCUAUUUUAAGCCUCUUGUUGA